Messenger RNA from Giardia duodenalis, 2106 nucleotides. RefSeq lists its product as uncharacterized. The record is from RefSeq and is a predicted model, not a curated record. Lineage: Eukaryota; Fornicata; Diplomonadida; Hexamitidae. The coding region runs from base 1 to 2106 and encodes 701 amino acids. The transcript has a single exon.
AUGAACCCUGCUCUGCACUGGUCUCUACGGCCACUGCCAACCGUUGCCAGAGCCUUUCAGUUUGUCCUGGACAAUAUUAGUAACAGACUUCUUGAAAUUGCCGGCUCCACAGAGUAUAAGGCAACCAUGCAUGCCAUUAGGUGUUUGGUAGAAAAUGCUAUUGACGUCCUUAGAGGUGCCAGCGACACAGAUAUUCUUGUUCAUUCCUCAAUUCUUAACUCCGUUAUUGUAUGCGUCCUGAAACACCUUUUCUUAAACCCUUCCAAUCUGGAGUUGUAUACUUCCUCUCAUUUUGACCUCUGCUGCCAAAAGCUUAAUGAACUACGGGCACAGUACUUCACAGAGCUCCUAGGUGCUUCCAGCAUGCAGCUCGCUUGGGCACGCCUUUUCCCCAUCGUGAAAGACUCCCUGAUGAUACUAAGACAACCAAAGUAUGAGAACCAUGCUUCUACGCACAUUCUAACUGGGGCAUUAUUUCUUAAUCCUCUGCACUUUCCCCUGGAAGACCUACUCUCUGUACUCUAUAGCCGUAAACCUGCAAGUUUCGUUGUUGCCAACUUAAUACUACAUCUGCCCAUCUUUGCCAGACUUUCAUUUGUCAAACCAACUGUACAUCUAUGGGGAGCAGACACUGUUUCUAAGAGGUUAGCUAGAUUCAAGCUCUUUGCCAGCGCAUUACAUUGGCUAUGUAGGCCAUCACAUAUUAUUCUUCUCUUUGUUAACAGAAGUCGGAAAGACUCUCUUUUACCACAGUUUGCGAUGGCGUUAGAGGAUAUAGGCGCUAGCUACUUUGCUUACUUGCGAUUUACAUGUGGCUGGAGUACACAAGUGUCGUCUAUUCCUCUGUGCACUUCUUAUUCCACGUCCUCCUUAGAUACAGUUAUCAGGAUGCUUAGCGAAUAUCCUGUCCUCAACGAUCCAGACGAGUACAUCAUAUUAUGUGAGCUACUCUUAUCCACUGGAAUGCAAGCAUAUGCAAAGCUUUUCGGUCUAGACACAGAAGGCUCAGUGCCUCGCUCCAUAACAAGUUCAUAUGUAAUAAGAAAACUGAUUGUACGAUUGCGGUCUGCAUUGACUGAGAGUUGUUACGACGUUGCAAAUGCAAUCUCUGCUCAAACCUUAAUAGAACACUUGAUUUCUGCAUCUACUAAGUCAAAAGAUCAACUUAUAAGUCCAGUAAUAACAAUUGUUUGCCUUUCCCUAGUAACUUGUUACUUCAACCUUUCAGCCAAGACUGCUCUGGAUUCGUUUGCGCUAUCUCGGGAUUCAAACAAAAGCAUAGUGAAGGCAAUCUUCCAGUUCGAGACUCUCAUUCUAGUUGCCCUACAUGGGUGCAUAUCGGACGCGUUCUGUAACCUCAACGAACAGGGAAGAUGGCUUGAACUUUAUCCUAUUCUGGACAGUAGCAUAUGCUGUAUGCAAAUCCCUGAGGAAAUAAAGAUCCCAAUUCAUAGGAUAUUAGGGCUGCCGCUGUCCCGUCCAAUAGCUGAGCUUUUUAGAAGCAUGGCUACUCCAUCUUCUAAGCAAUCAAAGCUGAAAACGACCAAAGGAAAGUCCCGAAUGCCCGCACUAUGUACUCACGAAUGUAGGUUUAUUGUGAUGGUUCAGGGCACGGAGCGCGAGCUGUCUCUCUUUGAACUGUUAGUUUGGGACCUGCAUCAUCUGGAGCUGUCACAGUUAAUAGGCCACAUACAGCAUCUCUGGAAUUAUGACUGGAGCGAGGCAGAGAAGAAGUUACGGAUCGUGAUGCAAACGCUCCAUCGGACGUUCUGCGUAAGUGGUAACAUGGUGCAGCUGAGCUCACAAAGCAAGACACUAGACAGCAGUAAAAACACAUCUCAGUACAUGAGUAAGGUCAGGACUAUGUCCCGAAACCAAACAGAACUAGUUGCAAGGGCAGAGCUAGUGUAUACAAUGAAGCGCAUCGGCUCCAUUCAGCUCACAGAUGUGUUACAGAUUUAUAGGUAUAUUGGUGACAACAACCAUAGUGCCGCCCUAUCACGUCUAGAGCCAGAUGCGAUAAACCACUUAGUGGCAUGGGGAGUUGAGAACGGGUAUUUUAAAAUAUCUGGCCACAAUCCCCAAAUGCUUUACUAUAUAAAUUGA